Peromyscus californicus insignis is the source of this 2209-nucleotide messenger RNA. Its product is annotated as translation initiation factor IF-2-like. NCBI's taxonomy places the organism in Eukaryota, Metazoa, Chordata, Mammalia, Rodentia, Cricetidae. The record is from RefSeq and is a predicted model, not a curated record. The coding region runs from base 19 to 627 and encodes 202 amino acids. The transcript is spliced from 2 exons.
CGGCGGGCCGCGCCCGAGAUGCCACCGAGCCGCGCAGCCCUGCGGGCGGCGGCGGGCGGCGGGCGGCGGCGGCGGCGGCGGCGGAGAGCGCGAGCGCGAAGGAGGGAGCGAGCCGCGAAGACCAGCUGCUCGCCGCUCAGAUCCCCGCUCCCCUCCCCAGCCCCCAGCCCCGUCGGUCCCACCCCGAGCGCGCCAGCGCGGCUCAGGAAUCUGCCACCGGCUCCCACAACAAUAGUGCCCGCCCACCGGACCCCCUCCCGGGAAGGCGCGGGCGCCGGGGACGCCGGGGCCGCGGAACCGGGCGCACGCGAGCCGGGAAGGUGCUUGGCCCUCUGGGCACCGGGCUGCAGCAAAGGGCCGACCCUUGAGAAGGGGGAAGUUCGGGUACGCUGGCUAGGCCUCCCCACACCUGUUGCACGGGCAGAUUUCAUCCAACUUAAAGCCGGAUGGAGAGUCUCUUCCUCACUUCCCUGCCAAGGAUUGUGCCAGACAUUGCCAAGGCAUCCGUGGGAACUGGGGCAGAAAGGGGCUGUUUUAGGUGAGCCUAAAGGGACGGGUGAAGCCAAGAGGGUGGAGGCACGGGGAUGGCUGCAGGUGGAGCAGAAGAAGGUGGGAUCCCGACUCUGAGAUUGGCAAGGAAAAGGGGCACGUCUCUCGCUUGGCAAAAGGCCGGGUGUAUGGUGGGUCGGAUGCUCCUAGCCACCUCGCUCCACUCAGCCCCCGUUAAAGGGCUGCUGAGAUUGGAGGAAAAUGGGAGAAACCUUCCGGGGGCUCUCCCCACAUGAGCUCCCUCCUUCUUACAUCCCCUGACCAAAAAUUCCCUUUUGAAUUUUGACCACCUGCCUGGGCACCCCAAGAGGACGUGAGACAGACAGACAUCAGCCAUGCCUGGUGUCUUGCUCUCUCAACCCAGCUGCUUUCCAUUCCUAUUCCUCACACCCAGGAGGGUAAGCUCAGCACUCUGCCCGUCCCUUUCCCUUCCUGGACCAGAAGGAAAUCAGAAAGCCACAAUUUGCAAGAGUUCAUGAGACCUAUUAGAAGGUAGUGUGUGUGUGGUGGUGGUGGUGGUGGGGGGGAAGACCACCCAAGGCAAAUGCCUCCUCACCUCUGUCUCAGCUUCCUGUUUCCUUGGCAAGAAAAAGAGGGGGGUAGGGGGCUCAUCUUACGACACCCUAGUCUGCCUCUUUCUACUAGCAGGGUUGGCAGGCAACUUUGCUGAGGGCAGCAGCCGCGAUUGGGGGAGCCUGCUUUCACAGCUCGAAGUCUGCAUGAUGAGGGGUUAGUGAGACAUUACAGUCUGCGUUCCCAAGCAUCGCCUUCGCCCUGUACCUUCCUUUCGCGUUGUCUCUCUAGCCCCCUCCUUCCAGAGGGUGGAGAGGUCGGUAUCAAGGGGGAAGACCCCCCCCCCCAGGCUCUCUCCUGGGAGAUGGCCUCUCAUCGGAGGACUGACUCCUCACCCACAGAGGGUCCUGGGACUGCAGGUAGCUGUGGAUCCGCUACCAACAGAUAGAUUCCCUUCCUCACACCUUGUUGUCUGUCUCCAUCCCCAGCUGGGACAAUGGUGUGUCUAAGUCGGCCUCUGAGAAAUGCGUUGCCAUGCCAACCACCUCCCCAGGAGAUGGGUUCAAGUUCCCCAUACCGACGGGCAUCCCUUGGGUCCUGCAGGCGGCGGCACUUGGGUCUUCCCUUUCCCCCCCCGCCCCCCCGCACCUCUACCCCUGAGUCGCUACCCAAUGCCCGCUUCGUGUCUCACCACCGUCAGUCACACCUGCCGAGUCCAGUUCUCGUGCUAAUCUAGCUACGGAAGCAGGAGCAAGGAGGAAAGCCUCAAGUGUGCCAGGGAGCUGGGUAGAUCCAAAUUCCUGGACACCAAGUGGGGAAACUGAGGCAGGAGCUGGGAGCGCUACACCAGGUGGAGGCCCCUAGCAUCCCAGCUCUAAGGUUGCGCCCCCCCCCCGCCCCGCCCCGCCCCGCCCAGGAACUCCGAGAGGGUCACAGAGGGAGCCUGGCACAGCCCCCCUUCCAAUCGAGCCCCUUUCCCGGCCCCCAGUCUGCACAUGCUGGAGGAGCCGCCAGUUCCAGCCUUCCCCUCCUCUCGCCCAGAGGUCUCGCCUCCCGUUCCCCCACCCCGCUUCCCCUCCGGGUGCUGCAGUUUCUCCCAAAUGCCGGAGCCUUCCUCCCACCCCUCUGGGGAGGGGGCCCCGGCGGC